This is a messenger RNA of Chanos chanos (milkfish), 1010 nucleotides long. It is a transcript of the gene eva1bb, whose product is annotated as eva-1 homolog Bb (C. elegans). The transcript is spliced from 3 exons. Lineage: Eukaryota; Metazoa; Chordata; Actinopteri; Gonorynchiformes; Chanidae. The coding region runs from base 349 to 852 and encodes 167 amino acids. The record is from RefSeq and is a predicted model, not a curated record.
AGCAAAGCACGUGUGAAGUGUUUUCUUACUCUGACUCCAGCUCCUCAGAGAGGCCAAGCACCUCCCAGACUCCACAACCUCAUCCAUCCUGCACUCCAGACAAUGCAUUGUCUCUUUUAGCUGCUCUGAAAUCUCGCAUAGUCUACAUAACUUACUUUCUUUCUUUCUUUUUGAAUUCCUGCUUUUUCGUCAUGAAGGAGAGCUGCUGAAACGGCAAGAUUUUUCAGUGUGUCUUUGACGGUCGAAGGCCCAUCCAUUAAGGAGCUGAGGGACGUGCUUUGGGGUGGUAGCCAUCAUGGCCUCUCAGGAACUAGCAAGAGAUAUGUGAAAAAACCACAGAAGAUCAAAAUGAACCCUGUAAGAAAAGACAUGGAGUUGCUGAGCAACAGUAUGGCAACAUACGCUCACAUAAAAGACAACCUGGGGAGCUUUGCUCUCUUCUUCAUGAUGGGCGUUUGUUUUGGCCUACUCUUGGCCCUCUGCCUGCUCGUAAUGAACUUCGCCUGCAAGCCACCCCCCGUGUCGGCUUCACCCUCUGACAAGAGACGCCUGAGAGAGUCAAGCGAGGAGGACGAAGAGGAAGAGGAAGAUGAUGUGAGCGAGGAGGAGGCGGAGGAGGAGGGAGACGAGGAGGAGUCAGAAGUGCCCAAGGUUUCUGUGGCAGCCAUGAGUGAUCACAGCCAAUCAAACGGCACGCUGAGGAGCGUUAAUGUGUUUGCCUCAGCCGAGGAGCUGGAGCGUGCUCGUCGUUUAGAGGAGAGGGAACGCAUUGUGAGAGAGAUCUGGAGAAACGGACAGCCAGACAUUUUAUCCACAGGCACCGGCACGCUCGGACGGGUACACUACCACUAGCGGUCGGCUCACUGGGUUAUUACAGACAUAAAACUCUUUUUUUUUUAGGAACUGAAACUGUACUAUGACUUUAACAAUGCAUACAUUGACAAAAGGAAACUUAAAACUAUCAAAUGAAGUAAAUGUAGUUUCUUUUAUUUUGCACUCAAGUUUAAAUG